Molecule: messenger RNA, 4356 nt
Organism: Thalassophryne amazonica
Lineage: Eukaryota; Metazoa; Chordata; Actinopteri; Batrachoidiformes; Batrachoididae
Gene: thbs1b
Product: thrombospondin 1b
Exons: 23
Coding region: 151-3660 (1169 amino acids)
Biological process (GO): negative regulation of angiogenesis; cell adhesion
Cellular component (GO): extracellular region
Molecular function (GO): protein binding; calcium ion binding
Source: RefSeq, a predicted model, not a curated record
GAGACCUCAGCUUUAGACUGAAAAAUGUUAUAUCAUUCGCUCUCAUUAUAGAACAUUUUCUACAUCAAAUUGGUCAAAUACAAUUUGAAUGUUUUGGGAUAUUUCUUACUUUUCUUCCACUGCUUUUGUUCCAGCAGACAGCAGGUCAACAUGAAGCUGACGGGGAUCCUGUUGCUGUUGGUGGUUUGGGCCUGUGAGAGCGCCACACUCACAGAAAGCCAAGAUGACAACAGCGUGUUUGAUUUGUUUGAGCUCAUCCAAGUUCCCAAGAACAACCAUGGUGUUGCGCUGGUGAAAGGAGACGACCCGUACAGCCCAGCCUACAAGAUCCUCAACCCAGACCUCAUCCCCCCAGUCCCAAAGAACGUCUUCAAGGACCUGAUCAGCUCUAUCCAUUCCGAGAGGGGAUUCCUCCUCCUCCUCAACUUCAAGCAGCUCAAGCAGAGCCGCGGGAGCUUGCUGACGGUGGAGAAACUCGACGGCUCCGGAACCAUAUUUGAGAUUGUUUCCAACGGCAAAGCCAACACUUUGGACAUAGUUUUUUCCACGGCCAAUAAGCAGCAGGUGGUCUCCUUUGAAGAUGCUCAUUUGGCUUCAGGCCACUGGAAGAACAUCUCGCUGUUGGUGGAGGAGGACCAGGCGGUGCUGUACAUGGGGUGUGAAGAGGUGAACACUGCUGAAUUAGACGCACCCAUCCAAAGCAUCCUGACUCCAAAAACUCCUGCCAGUGCACGGCUCAGGAUUGGAAAGGGGGCUGUGAAAGACAAGUUUAAGGGAGUCCUGCAAAAUGUGAGGUUUGUGUUUGGAACAACUUUGGAUGCCAUUCUCCGCAACAGAGGCUGCCAGACGUCCAUGUCAACUGGUGCCAACAUCCUGAAGAAUCUCAAAAGCACAUCUGCCAUCAGAACAGAGUACACUGGACAUAAAACUAAAGAUCUACAGAUAGUCUGUGGAUUCUCCUGUGAGGACCUCCUUGGUUUGUUCAAGGAGAUGAGGCACCUUGGGGUGGUGGUUAAGGAGCUGUCCAAUGAACUCCGCCAACUGACAGAUGAGAACAAGCUGCUGAAGAACCGUAUUGGUAUUCACAGCGGCGUCUGCAUCCAUAACGGAAUUGUACACAAGAACAGAGACCAUUGGACUGUCGAUGACUGCAGCGAGUGCAGUUGUCAAAACUCUGCUACGAUAUGCCACAAGGUCUCAUGCCCCCUCAUCCCCUGUGCCAAUGCUACUGUUCCAGAUGGAACUUGCUGCCCACAGUGUGGAACACCAAGUGACUACGCUGAGGACGGCUGGUCACCGUGGUCUGAAUGGACCCAUUGUUCUGUGUCAUGUGGGCGUGGCAUACAGCAGAGAGGCCGCUCCUGUGACCGUAUCAACAACAACUGCGAGGGCACCUCCGUGCAGACCCGUGACUGCUACCUCCAGGAGUGUGACAAGCGAUUUAAACAAGAUGGCAGCUGGAGCCACUGGUCACCAUGGUCAUCCUGCUCCACCACCUGCGGUGCUGGUGUCAUCACUCGUAUUCGUUUGUGUAACUCACCUGUCCCCCAGCUAGGAGGCAAGGACUGUGAAGGAAAAGGCCGGCAAACCAAGAAAUGUCAAAAAUCUCUCUGCCCCAUCAAUGGCAACUGGGGACCCUGGUCACCAUGGAAUACCUGCAGUGCGACCUGCGGAGGUGGUGUCCAAACUCGUAAACGCCUGUGCAGUGACCCUACACCAAAAUAUGGUGGCAAAGAAUGUGUGGGUGAUGAAAAGGACAACCGCAUAUGCAACAAGAAAAGUUGUCCCAUUGAUGGUUGCCUUUCGAGUCCAUGCUUUGCUGGCGUGAAGUGCACCAGUUUUACUGGUGGGUCAUGGAGCUGUGGACAGUGCCCUGCUGGCUACACUGGCAAUGGAAUCAAAUGUAAAGAUAUUGAUGAGUGCAAGGAAGUCCAGGAUGCUUGCUUUGAAUUUAAUGGCGUUCACCGCUGUGAAAAUACAGCUCCUGGUUACAAUUGCUUACCCUGCCCACCACGCUACACAGGCUCCCAACCAUUUGGCAAAGGUGUGGAAGAAGCUGCUGCAAACAAGCAGGUGUGUAAUCCAUGCAAUCCCUGUCUUGAUGGAAGUCAUGACUGUAACAAAAACGCCCGCUGUAGCUAUCUUGGACAGUUUGCAGAUCCCAUGUACCGUUGUGAGUGCAGGCCUGGCUAUGCUGGGAAUGGCCAUAUCUGUGGAGAGGACACCGAUCUUGAUGGAUGGCCCAACACCAACUUGGUUUGUGUGGAGAACGCCACCUAUCAGUGUAAAAAGGACAACUGCCCCAACCUCCCUAACUCUGGACAGGAAGAUUACGAUAAAGAUGGAAUUGGAGAUGCUUGUGACAAUGAUGAUGAUAAUGAUGGUAUCCCCGAUGACACGGACAACUGUCCAUUUGUCUUCAACCCGAGGCAAUACGACUAUGACCGUGAUGAUGUGGGUGACCGAUGUGACAACUGCCCUUACAACAGUAACCCAGACCAGAUCGACACGGACAACAAUGGAGAGGGAGAUGCAUGUGCUGUGGAUGUUGAUGGAGAUGGUAUCCCUAAUGAAAAGGACAACUGUCCCCAUGUCUACAACGUAGACCAGAGAGACACAGACCUGGAUGGGGUGGGAGACAUGUGCGAUAACUGCCCUCUUGAACAUAAUCCUAAGCAAGUGGAUUCAGACAAUGACCGUGUUGGAGACAAGUGUGACAGCAAUCAGGACAUUGAUGAAGAUGGACACCAGAACAAUUUAGACAACUGUCCAUAUAUCCCCAACGCCAACCAAGCUGACCAUGACAAGGACGGCAAGGGAGACGCCUGCGACUAUGACGAUGAUAAUGACAGCAUCCCUGAUGACAAGGACAACUGCAGACUGGCCUUCAAUCCAGACCAGCUGGACUUUGAUGGAGACGGUCGUGGAGAUGCUUGUAAAGAUGAUUUUGACCAAGACAAUGUGCCUGACAUCUAUGAUGUUUGUCCGGAGAAUUUUGACAUCAGUGAAACAGACUUCCGCAAGUUCCAAAUGGUUCCUCUGGACCCCAAAGGCACCUCUCAGAUUGAUCCCAACUGGGUGGUCCGUCAUCAAGGCAAGGAGCUCGUUCAGACUGUGAACUGUGACCCCGGCAUUGCUGUUGGUUACCAUGAGUUCAAUGCAGUGGACUUCAGUGGAACGUUCUUCAUCAACACAGACAGGGACGAUGAUUAUGCCGGCUUUGUGUUUGGCUACCAGUCCAGCUCCAGGUUCUACGUGGUCAUGUGGAAGCAGAUCACACAGACCUACUGGUCAAAAAAACCAACCAAGGCUCAAGGCUACUCCGGCCUGUCCAUCAAAGUUGUGAAUUCCACCACUGGCCCAGGAGAGCAUCUCAGGAAUGCUCUCUGGCACACAGGGAACACCCCAGGACAGGUCCAUACUCUGUGGCACGACCCACUGAAUGUUGGCUGGAAGGAUUUCACUGCUUACAGAUGGCAUCUGAUCCACAGACCAAGAACAGGACACAUUAGAGUUGUAAUGUAUGAAGGCAAGAAGAUUAUGGCAGAUUCAGGCAGUAUUUAUGACAAGACGUAUGCAGGCGGCAGAUUAGGUCUUUUUGUCUUUUCACAAGAGAUGGUGUACUUCUCAGACCUCAAGUAUGAAUGCAGAGAUACAUAAAUCCAACUGUGCAAAGCCUGUCUUCCAAACGCACCUUUUUGAAUGAACUCUAAACAUAUAUUCACUUUUUCAAAGUCCAGGGAUCAAGUUAUCUGCACAGCUCUUUCUUAACGCACACUCAGACGGGUGUGACGGGCAUGUGGUCAACCCCAGCGUAACCACCCUGGUUCAGGCAGUGCGCCAACCAGCCGAGUGCCAGUCGGGGAUCAGACAGCUCCUUCACACUCGGGAUCCGUGAGGCCAAGGAGCGCUGGGGAAAAAGUAAACAUGCUGUUAGAUUUGCCCGUACAGACACAUCUCUGUGCAUUCCCAGCUUUCCUUGCUUUCUUGUGCUCUUAAAGACCUCAUUCAUGUUUGUGCAGGAACAGCUCCCCACAGGUAUCUGUAGACUCUCUCUCUGUCCUUCAUGCUGUGUGCCUUUCAACUCGACUUUCUGGAUGGUUGUCUCAAAGAAACAUCUCAUGAAAUAUGCUUUUUUGUUCCUCGAUCUGCCAGAAUAUAAGUUCUGAGUCACACAGCCUUAAAGGAUGAACACAGCUACAUUAAUAAAGAAUAUUUUUUUCAAGGUCUUGGGACUCGAGAAAACAGGUGUCACUAAGUUAGUCAAAGGAACAUGAUGUGAUUUUUGGUACAGUAGUGUUCAGAAUAAUAGUAGUGCUAUGUGACUAAAAAGAUUAAUCCAGGUUUUGAGUAUAU